Neoarius graeffei (lesser salmon catfish) is the source of this 2802-nucleotide messenger RNA. RefSeq names its product glycine N-acyltransferase-like protein Keg1. NCBI's taxonomy places the organism in Eukaryota, Metazoa, Chordata, Actinopteri, Siluriformes, Ariidae. Gene Ontology annotation, cellular component: mitochondrion. The record is from RefSeq and is a predicted model, not a curated record. Gene Ontology annotation, molecular function: glycine N-acyltransferase activity.
AAGAAGAAGUAGCCUAGAAUUUCUGAUGUGUUAGUGUACACGUGCUGGCUUUAAUAGCAAUCACUGGCCAAGCUCACAAGAGUCUAUUCAGAAGAACGAGUGGAUUUUGAGUUCAAGCCAUGAAGGUGCUGAGCACGGAGGAGCUGAGGAAAGCUGAAGAAGCUCUCAAACAUUACUUUCCCCAGUCCAAACAGGUAUAUGGAUAUGUUUUUAUGAUUAAUCGAGUAAAAGCUCACCCCAAAGAUGUGCUGGUGGACCAGUGGCCAGAUUUUAAUGUUGUACUUGUCAGACCACAACGACACGAGAAAGCGGAUGCUUUCAAAGAUGCAUGCAUUUUUACCAAGGAUGAAGGAUUUCUCAGGAGCAUGCUCAACAGGAUGGACAUUUUUGACUGGAAGCAGUUCAUCUGUCUAAGCUUUGACCUGUGCCAUAAGGAGAUGAUGAUAAGUAUAGCUUUGAACAGAGGGAUGCUGGAUAUAAAAACUUGUGUGUGCCACCUGAUGACACUCCAAGAUCCAUCUAACCUUACAGCUGAAAGGUUACCCUUCCAAGUGUCAUCACUCAACGAGUCACACAUUGCUCUGGUUAACAGCAAGUGGAAGUUUGGCAUGGGUGAAUUCAGUGAAGGGUUCAUCAGGGACAUGAUCAUGAAUUUCCCUUCGUGUUGUGUGCUGGACUCUGAGGGUCAGCCGGUGUCAUGGAUAUUGACCUAUUCUUCCUGUGCAGUUGGACUGCUGUACACGCUGCCGGAGCACAGACGGAAAGGCUACGCCAAAGCCCUGGUCACCAUAUUGGCAAAGAAACUACAUUCAGAGGGCUACCCAGUGUACUGCUUCAUUGAGGAGGAAAACCAGGUGUCCUACAGGCUUUACGAGUUUAGGCUUCACUGCGGAUCCCUCUUACAAGGCUCUUUGGCUUGAAUGUAGUCAGGCUUAAUGAUUUUGGGACACAGGACAGUCCUGUCAUUAUUAAGAGUGCAAGUGAUAAUUAAAAUACCUGUCAAACUUGCAGAAAUUUGCUUUAUUAUAUAAAUAUAAUUAUUUUUAAAUAUUAUAUAAUGAAACAGCAUGCAUAGCACAAAAAGCUAAAGUUUUAGGGUUUUUUGAGUUCUGAGAUUUUGACUUUCUGUCUCCGCCUAUCCUCUGACCUUUUGACUUUGGAUUGAUAAUUUACAAAACAUUACAUCACAAAGGGUUUGACUUGCAUAGGCCCAGGCUUGUAGUACUCGAAUCCAGGACUCAGACUCGAGUCUGACUCGUGCCCUAAUUUUAAAGAUUCGUGACUCGACUUGGACUUGAACACUGAUGACUCGGACUCCUGCAUUAACUGCAUUAGGACUCGUAAAGUGGAGACGAAGACUUUUUCUUGUAAUAUGCCAUAAUAAUUUGGCAUAGGAUAUUUAUCUCUACAUUAAUUUUUGUACUAACUUCGUGCAAGAGUGUCACAGCUGUGCGCUUUGGCGCAUGCAUCAGAGAGACUCUCGGGCGCGCUCCGAACAGCACGCGCGCCAAGCGGACUCUCGCACGCACGCUGUAGAUGACUCGCACCUGCACAGGAUUAAGGCGCAAUCAGCAUGCCUAUAUAAAAACUGCGAAAGCACACUUACUUUGUGAAGUAUUGAGUUGCGUUACUGACACAUUACUGAGCCUUAUUUCCUUGUUUGGUUUCCUGAUCCCUGAUUUCCUGUUUUUUGUCUUUGAUUCUGCCAAGUCUACGAUAGCCUGUUUGUGCCUCGCUUGACCUAUUGCCUGUUUUACAAUUUUGCCUGUCGUUCUGGAUUGUUUACCUGUUUUCACUUGUAUUAAUAAACAUACCUUCUGCACUUACAUCCGUCUCCCAACCAUCUCUGACAGAAUACUUUGCACUCCCUGACAAAGAGAAUGCACAUUCACCUGUUCAUAUGUCAUGUUCAGGAACAAACUAAUGUUAAUGGCGUGGUUGGAGUCUUGUUCUCAGACUCGACUCGGAUCAGUAGUGGACUCGACUCAAAUUUUUUUAAUGACUUAGACUUGACUCAGACUUGAACACUGGGGACUCGAGACUGGACUUGGACUCGAGGUUUAGUGACUCAACUACAACACAUACUUGCCAACUUUUCAAAAUUCUCAUGGGGGAGAAAAGUGCGUGAACGACAUUUUCAAUUGGACGAGGGUAUGAUGCGCGGUUGAAACGAUAAAAACAGUGAAUCCCAAUUAAUUGCAAACCAUUUGAAAUUUAUACAAUUAAAGAGUUUUUGAAUUGUUGAUAUUGUUCUAUCAAUUACUAUAGGUUAUGGGAUUCAUGUAUCCGGCGUGAGAGAGCUCAGUGAAAAAUCUGAAAUAAUACUCGUCUUGAAUUUUAAUAUAACAACAAUGAAAGGGAAGUCUUAAAUCAGAUUUUGAGCUGAAGAAUCUCAUGCCUGAAUAUUGUAUACAUGCAGAGACCCACAGAAAAUAACACAAGUGAUGCUUCAGAAGAAUGUUUAUCAUUUCUUAGUCACAGUGAAUGAAAGUAUUAUUGGAUUGCAUCAAAUGUGUUUUCCUUCUGUAAGCUCAUGUAAAAAUACAGAGAACUAUAAUAUCAUAUAUAAAUUACAUUUUAAUAAGAUUUGACUAAAAUAGUAACAACUGUAAUGGAAAUUUCUAAUAAACACUUCAGAACGCUUAGCAGUCGUCUUUUCAGUCAUUUAUUAUAGUAGAUCAUAUAAAAGUGUGGCAGCGGGGGCGUGGUCAAGCGCCAGUCUGUGACAGGAGGGCGGAGUCGGGGAAGGUAAGUGGCAGAAUCGCUACACUUGAGUGUAAUUAACCUGUGUUUUGUGUGUGU